AUGACGAUGGAGGAACCGCCGGGCCUUGCGCCUCAAAAUGGGAUCCCGAAACCCGAGACCGAGAAUAAUAAGAAUGUCCUGCCGCCGCCCAAACCCGCCUCGGUCGCGGACUCCCUAGGAUCCAGGAGCCAGGCUAAGGUUGCGAUUCCCCGAUCCCGUGCGGGGGGCAUUAUUCCCAGAUAUACUCGUCGUGUUCCGCGUGCUUGUGAGUCGUGUCGUGCGCGAAAGACGAAGUGUAGUGGUGAUACUCCGGUUUGUCGACAGUGUCGAGAAUUGAGGGUGACGUGCAAUUAUCCCGUGGGAUGGAAGGAGAGAACGAAAAGACAAGUCGAAAACCUUUCCGAAAAGGCGCAAGAAUAUGAAAAUCUUCUCAAGGAGUUGGGACAUUUGGUGGAGAGUCGUACUGCGGAGCGGAUCAGGAGCUUGCUGGACAAGCAUGGUACGGAAGUCGACUACUCCCCCAACAGCAACAGCAACCAGUCUCAUUCGGUUACGCCAAAUGACGAUGCGGUAGAGGAAGAAAUGGAUGAAAUGAGCUCGCCAUCGUCCAUCGGUUCCCUCGAAGCCAUUGAUCGGGUGGAAGAAGACUUGAACCGAAACGAACACUCGAGAGCAACUGGGUACAUGGGGAAGAAUUCCGAGGUUACAUGGAUGCAACGGCUCCAGCGAGAGGCCGAGCACAGGUCGAAGGGAUUACCGGGGUCUUUGGAGCCAGGUCAGAGCAAGCGCCAGGACGAUGACCUUGCUCUACAUGCCGUGAGUUAUCAUCUUGACGACCUCGAUAUCUCCGUGCCUGGACCAGUCGAACUUUACGCCAUGCCCCCUCGACAUGUGGCCGAUAAAUUGUUCGAUGAUUACUUGAGGACUGUGCAUCCAUUUUUUCCCAUCAUCAACCGACCUCUAUUCACCGCACAGUACCGAACGUUCUUCGAUAGCAAUGCACGACCUGGGGACAAGUGGCUCGCGAUCUUGAACAUGAUAUUCGCCAUAGGAGCGAAACAUGCUCAUCUGAUAGAGGCACCGUGGCAAGGCGACGAUCGGGAUCAUUUGGUGUACCUGACUCGAGCCAGGAUUCUCAGUAUGAAUGGGGAUGUCCUAUUCAGCCACCCCGAUCUCCAGCAAGUGCAGGUUGAGGGCCUGAUUGCUUUCUAUCUACUCGCCUCCGACCAGAUCAAUCGGGCAUGGCGCAUCUCCGCCUUGGCAGUACGGUCUGCUAUCACACUUGGCAUUAACAUGAAGAGCAGCAGCCCUAGCACUCCGAACAUUUCCAAAGAGGCUCGUUACAGGGUAUGGUGGUGUCUAUAUACAUUCGAGCAUAUGCUUGGUAUCAUGACUGGCCGGGCUACAUGCAUUCUCGAUGGUAUCUGCACCACGCCCCUGCCAGUCCCCUUUGAGGAGGAACAGUUACAGGAGCCUCGGGCUGCCGAAGUCCUCAACAACUCCCAUCUCCGAGAUGAACGCAUCAACGCGGUAAUGGCCAGCGCUUGGGUUCGACACAUGCCGUUGAAUCCAACUGGCGGCAAGUCAGCCCCACAUUCAUCCCGCUCACGCGACAACUCCUGGGUGACAAGCAUCCCUUUCAACUCAGGUCUCUGCCACUUGUACUAUUGCGAUCUGGCAGUCGUUAUACAAGAGAUUGUGAACAAGGUGUACUCCGUGGAUUGCGUGAUGGUACCGUGGAAAGACAUUGAGUAUCGAAUCGGCGAGCUGCGCUCUCGAAUCGACCUCUGGUUCCACAGUAUCCCGACUUCCCUCAAUUUCACCCGCAAGGAGGAUGAAGGCCCGGAGUUGCUCCGCUGCAAACUCGCCCUCGCCUUCCACUACUACAGUGCCCGGAUCACCCUCGGCCGCCCUUGUCUCUGUCGGCGCGACGCGCAGAAGAAAAGCCCUGCCGACAGAACGAGCUUCAGCCACGAAAUGGCCGUGUUGACCCUCGAGUCUGCCGAGCGCAUGCUAGAUCUGAUCCCAGACGAGCCGAACGCAGUUCAACUCUACGAGAUCGCCCCCUGGUGGUGCAUCCUGCACUACCUCAUGCAAGCCGUAACCGUGCUCCUCCUAGAGCUCUCCUUCGGGACCGUGCACGCCCCCGACUCAGAAAAAAACUACCUCCUGCUUUCCAAAAAGGGCAUCCGCUGGCUCUACGCCAUGUCCGAACAUAGCAUCGCCUCCCGCCGCGCCUGGCAACUCUGCGACCUUAGUCUGCGCCGUAUCGCCUCCGGCAUGAGCUUCGAUGUCAGCGAUAUGCCCUCUCACUCAUACCACCCUGCACCUACAUCUACACUAUCUCUCCCUGAAACAGCACACAUGGACCAAAAUACCACCACACAAGAAUCCAACGACUUCUGGGGUAGCCUUGAGGAUCUCUCCUUGAAUAGCCACGCCCAAGGAGCGAACCAAGAUACUUCUAACAGUGGGGUUCAGCAUUACUCGCCUUACCCCAUUUUCGGAAAUAUGCCUACCACCAAUCCAAUGACCACUCGCCCCGGCGAUGGUCCGACUACGGAUGAUUUGUAUUUCCCGUAUGAUCCUAUCAGUGGUGAAUUCAUUCGCUCGUUCUUCCCACAUCCGAAUGAAGAAGGAUCGUGGGAUCCAAAUUGA
Penicillium subrubescens is the source of this 2598-nucleotide messenger RNA. Its product is annotated as Zn(II)2Cys6 transcription factor. The transcript has 2 exons. Gene Ontology annotation, molecular function: DNA-binding transcription factor activity, RNA polymerase II-specific; zinc ion binding; DNA binding. Lineage: Eukaryota; Fungi; Ascomycota; Eurotiomycetes; Eurotiales; Aspergillaceae. Bases 1 to 2598 code for a protein of 865 amino acids. Gene Ontology annotation, biological process: DNA-templated transcription; regulation of DNA-templated transcription. The record is from RefSeq and is a predicted model, not a curated record.